Molecule: messenger RNA, 1638 nt
Organism: Triticum dicoccoides
Lineage: Eukaryota; Viridiplantae; Streptophyta; Magnoliopsida; Poales; Poaceae
Product: alpha-ketoglutarate-dependent dioxygenase alkB homolog 3-like
Exons: 6
Coding region: 48-1457 (469 amino acids)
Biological process (GO): DNA alkylation repair
Molecular function (GO): broad specificity oxidative DNA demethylase activity; electron transfer activity; ferrous iron binding
Source: RefSeq, a predicted model, not a curated record
AAUCCCGCUCGCUGCACAACACUGCUAGAAAGAAGAGCCAGCAAGCCAUGGCCGGCGUCCUGCUCUCGGCCGCCGUUGCCUGCGUCCUUCUCGCCGGCGCCGCGUCCGCGUCGUCGUCGUCGCCGCGGGUGUUCACCGUCGGCGGCGUAGAGAGGGGCUGGAGGCAGCCGGCGCCCGGCGAGGAGACCUACAACCACUGGGCCACCAAGAACCGCUUCCACGUCGGCGAUUUCCUCCAUUUCAGGUACGACAAGAACGACUCCGUGCUGGUGGUGACGCGCGACGACUACAAGCGCUGCGGCGCGGACAGGCCGGUGCUCCGCCUCGAGGGCGGCGAGGCGAGGUUCCGGCUCGAGCGGAGCGGCUUCCUCUACUUCAUCAGCGGCUCGCCGGGCCACUGCGACGCCGGCCAGAGGUUCACCCUGCGCGUCAUGGCGCAGAGGGACAACGGCGCCGCCUCCCGGACGGAGGCCCCCGCCAUGUCUCCCGGCGGGUCCUUCAACUCCACGCCGGGGUCCGGAUCAGGAUCCACGCGCAUGCCGCCGCGCGGGAACGCCGGCGACGGGAAGACCAGCGGCGCCGCGCCCUUCGGUGCCUAUCACGCCGUUGGCGCCGCUCUGGGACCGCCUCUUCCAGCCACCAUCUCCGACCCUCCGUCCACCGCCGCUUCGUUUCCCGCCGCAUCGCCAAUGGCCUCGCGGCUCCGGCUCGGCCAGCCCAAUCCGAACCCCGGACUCAGCCCCAGCCCCGGCGAGAGGAAGGGUGAAGAAGGAGAAGCGAGGAAGCCGGAGCCGCGGCGAGAGGUGACGGACCUGGGCGGCGGGAGCGAGGUGGUGCACAUCCCGCGGUUCAUGUCGCGGGAGACGGCGUGGGAGAUGUUCGAACACCUCGACAAGCGCAUCCCGUGGACACGCCCCACCAUUCGCGUCUUCGGCCGCUCCGUCGUCCAGCCCAGAGAUACCUGCUAUGUGGCAGAUAAAGGGCUAACAGAUUUGAGGUACAGCGGCCAUCAGCCUCAUGCGCACUCUUGGGAUGAUUUCCCAGUGCUCAAGGAUAUCUUGAAAGAGGUCCAUGAAGCCCUCCCGGGGAGCCACUUUAACAGCCUGCUGCUGAACAGAUACAAGGGAGGUUCAGACUACGUGUCGUGGCACGCCGAUGACGAACCCCUCUACGGGCCUACCCCAGAGAUUGCGUCGGUCACAUUCGGGUGCGAGCGUGAGUUCUUGCUGAGGAAGAAGCCUACCAACACGAAAUCACAAGCUGCUGGUGAAUCUGGGGAAACGGCUCGGAAGCGGCUCAAGGCCAGCGCCCCUCAGCAGCAUUCGUUCCUCCUGAAGCAUGGCUCGUUGCUCGUGAUGAGGGGCUACACCCAGCGGGACUGGCAGCACGCGGUGCCCAAGCGUGCAAGAGCGGCCUCGACGAGGAUCAACCUGACUUUCCGGCGUGUGUUGCCAUGAACAUGGGCAGUUCGCUUUGCCUCCCUCCAGUUUUGCGCCUGUGCCCAUUGCGUGCAGUGUGUAGUUGGUUUCUUGAUAAUGCUUUGAACUCGCUUAUCCCCCCUUCCCACCUCCUGUAAUCUCUAUCGAACUCUGUAUUUCCAUUAUGCCAAACUAAUGGAAAUGGGACAAAAAUGUGCAA